ACCGAGACCAACCCCUUCAUUUCCUCCUCGCCCGGCCCCGUCCCCAACCGGACUCUGCAAUCCACGAACUCCUCCUCCCACCUCCCCCGCCCUCGCGCCCCUGCCCCUGCUCUCCGCCUCCACCCACCCGGCACCUCCGGCGACCCCACCCCACCAGCCUCCUCCUCCUCCUCCGCCUGCCUCCGCGCAAGGCGGCGGCAUCCACCCGGCGUCCCCUCGCGGCGGGCGGCGCGCGACCGUUCCGCUCCCCCCGCGGUGGUGAGCGCUCCUCCCAGAUCCAAUCUUGCUCGCGCGCUCGCACCUUCCGCUCGUUCGGCUGCGUUUCGUUUUGGUUCCUGGAGAAAGCUGGAUCCUUUUCUCGGCCGGGCCUGCCGCGGAGGGAGAGGGCUGGGACAGGCGGAAAUGGCGUCGUUUUUUCGCCCCUUCUAUUGGCUCCAAUUUGUUGCACGACAGGGAUUUUUCUUUAUUUUCUUUCUUUCAUCUCGUUGCUGUUCCUGGUAUUCCGUCCUCCCUCGAUUUUCCUUCUAGCAAUGCUAACCGUUCUUCUCGUACAGGGACGGCGGCAGCCGAUGCAAAACUCGCGCCUCUGUUUCGUUUCUGAAAUGCUUUCGUUUUCCUGUGCUGCCUCUCUCGUCGCGAACAGAGUAACGGAGGGCCGGAGCCAUGAGCGGGGGACUGGAGCCGGAGACCCCGCCGGGUAGCAGCAGGAGCGGGGGCACCACGCCGGUGGGAGGCAAGCCGCCGCGGCACCACCUCACGUCCAUCCGCCACUGCGCCAGCAGCGCACGCAUCGCCGCGGCCUCCGCCGAAUUCGAGCUGGAUUCGGGGACGCUGAGCUUGAUCUCGCCCACAGACAUGCGUCCGGGCUUCUUGCCCGUGUUCCGAUCGGGGAGCUGCGCGGAUAUCGGGCCCAAAUCGUACAUGGAGGACGAACAUGUCUGUGUCGACAAUCUCGUCGAGCACCUCGGACUGCGUGGCCCGGGCAUCCAUGCCCCUGGUGCCUUCUAUGGGGUGUUUGAUGGCCAUGGUGGUACAGAUGCUGCCUGUUUUGUCCGGAAGAAUAUACUGAAGUUCAUAACCGAGGAUUGCCACUUCCCCAACAGCAUGGAGAAGGCAAUCAGAAGUGCGUUUGUGAAGGCUGACCAUGCAAUUGCGGAUUCCCAUUCUCUUGACCGUAAUUCUGGGACCACAGCAUUGACAGUCUUUAUAUUUGGCAGGACAUUGCUUGUUGCAAAUGCCGGUGACUGUCGAGCGGUAUUAGGAAAGCGAGGCCGAGCUGUUGAACUCUCUAGAGACCAUAAACCCAGCUGCACGGUUGAGAGGCUUAGAAUUGAAAACCUUGGUGGUACUGUCUUCGAUGGAUACCUCAAUGGUCAGCUGGCUGUAGCAAGGGCGAUCGGUGAUUGGCACAUGAAGGGCUCCAAAGGCUCUAUAUGCCCUCUUACACCAGAGCCUGAGUUUCGGGAGGUUAGACUCACGGAGGAAGAUGAGUUCUUGAUAAUAGGCUGUGAUGGCCUUUGGGAUGUGAUGAGCAGCCAGUUUGCUGUGUCCAUGGUAAGGAAAGAGCUGAUGGCGCACAACGAUCCGCAACGGUGCUCACGAGAGCUUGUCCAGGAAGCUCUCAGGCGAGACUGUUGUGAUAACCUAACUGCAGUUGUUGUGUGCUUCUCAGUGGACCCACCCCCUCAAAUCGAGAUCCCGAGAUUCCGGGUACGAAGAAGCAUAUCAAUGGAAGGACUGCAUACACUGAAGGGAGCCCUUGACAGUAAUGUCUGAGCUCUAAAAUAUACCUUGGCCCGCAACUUUUGUUGUAUGAUGAGUCUUCUCUUUCUUGUUGUUGGUCUGUUAAAGUUUUGUUCUGGCCAUUGGGUUUCGAGAUAUAGAUCUCGGAAUAAGCUUGGUAGAGUUACUUUGAAAGAAAUUUUGAAGAGGUGUAGGCUAAUUAAUGAUUUUUGUUGAGGCAAUGACUUAUCUGUACCGGCUGCCAUUUGAUUGUUGAUUGUUCACAAUGUAAUCGAGCAAUUGACCGACAUUGUUGUCCUGGUAUGAAUGAGAGCUAAAACA
This is a messenger RNA of Panicum virgatum (switchgrass), 2064 nucleotides long. Its product is annotated as probable protein phosphatase 2C 47. Gene Ontology annotation, molecular function: cation binding; protein serine/threonine phosphatase activity. The transcript is spliced from 4 exons. The coding region runs from base 664 to 1776 and encodes 370 amino acids. The record is from RefSeq and is a predicted model, not a curated record. Gene Ontology annotation, biological process: protein dephosphorylation. Lineage: Eukaryota; Viridiplantae; Streptophyta; Magnoliopsida; Poales; Poaceae.